CACGUACUGAGAUAGCUAUAUUGUUUAAUUGUUUCUUAGUCAAUAUCUGAACAAUAACUCGGCUUGUGGUUACGUAUAUGGUGGUUUUAGUUGUGUGUAGAACGUCGGUUCAUAAAAAUCCCACCAGGCAAAGUAUUUGAUGCUAAUGUUUACUCAUUAUGAUCGUUUAAUACAUAUUAUCAUUGCUGUUACAUAGAUAACAGGAGAGAAUGUCCAUAGCGUUGAUGGCAGCCAGAUAAUUUUUAAUAUUACUUUUAGAAGAGUAGCAAAAGAAUCUAGAUAAUUAUGGAGUUACAAAAUAAAGAAAAACCUGAUGCCACAACUUUCGAAGAUGCCAUCGCUGCUACAAAAUUUGGAAAAUAUAAUAUAAUGUUAAUUGUCGUCAUAGCUCUUCCCUGUGUGACACAAUUACUAAACACGGUCGAACUUUCUUAUAUAAUACCUGUCGCGCAAUGUGAUUUGGGACUUACUUUAGAGGAUAAAGGUCUUAUAAAUGCUAUUAUUUUUGCAGGAAUGAUAUCCACCGGUGUAUAUUGGGGCUACUUAUGUGACGCACUAGGUAGAAAGAGGAUUAUUGUAUAUGGCUUCCUGCUGUCUGGAUUUUUUGCUACAGUUGCAGCUUUAUGUACCAACAAAUUUGUACUUUUAGCAGCUAAAUUUAUGUCUGGAGCAAUAAUUAAUGGUCCAUUUUCCGCAACGACCAGUCACAUCACCGAAUUUCAUUCGUCAGAAUAUAGAGGAAGAGUUAAUAUGGCACGAGGCAUGUUUUUGAGUUUUGGUAGUUUGCUGUUACCGAUUUUGUCGUGGGCCAUAUUACCAAGAAAAUUGGAUAUAUUUCUCUUUGGAAUACUAGAACUCCAUUCAUGGAACAUAUUUCUUCUGGUAUGCGCCUUAUCAACAAUAUUCUGUGGAGUUGUAUAUAUCUUUAUACCAGAAAGCCCUAAAUACCUCAUGUCCACCGGACGAAAUGAACAAGCAAUGAAGGUUUUGCAAAAAAUAUAUUCGAUUAAUACAGGAAACGCAAUGGAGGAUUUUCCAGUUAAAAAGUUAGUCGAAGAAGUGGAAAAUAAUGCCGAAAAAGUAAAUGUUUUGGUCGCCUUAAAGAAAUGUUUUAGGGAAAUGAAAUUUCUUUUACAUAAACCUUACAUAAACCAUCUACUUUUGGCAUGUUUUAAUGUGUUUUCUCUAUUGAUAAGCGUCAACACUGUGAAACUAUGGUUGCCUGGAAUAUUUCAGGCCAUAAGUGAUUAUCAAAAUGCUCAUAAUGGUACAAGCACUAAUCUAUGCACAAUGUUGGAGCAAAUGGUACCGAAAGAAACUCCAACAUCGGCAAAUUGUACAGUGGAUAUGAACAAUCUGUCGGUGUAUGUAAAUACAUUCAUAGUAGCAGCUGCAAGAAUUGUUGCCUUUGCUUUUUCUACUGUCUUUAUCAGAAUGUUAGGAAUAAAAAGGUUAAAUAUUAUAUUAUGUUUUGUUACUGCAGUCCUACAAUUCUGUAUAUAUUUUGCAAGAGAUUCGACAACCGUGACAAUAUUAUCUGCUACAGGAACUGCUAUUGGAAGUGUAGCAGAAAAUUUGCUAAUAUCUUUGACUUUGGAACUUUUUCCAACAACGUUAAGAACCAUUGCUCUAUCCAUACAUCUGACGUCAGGGAGAACAGGUACAUUGGUGGGGAAUAUAGUAUUUCCUUACCUACUGACUUCUGGGUGUUUACCACCAUUCUUCUGGAUUGGAAUAUUUUGCGUUGCUUGCGGAAUUUUCUCAUUUUUGUAUCCUUCAGUAGAAGACAAGCCAUUAAAAUAAAAGCUGACAUAGUACCUAUCAGGAUGAUAUUGAAUUUAUAUGUAUUUUUUAAUUUAACACUUUAAAAAUGUACUUAAGAAUGUAUAUGACAAACAAUUUAUAGGUAGUUUAUAUUAAAUUGUACAACAAAUUUUCUUUUUUUAAUAAAUUUUAUUU
This is a messenger RNA of Diabrotica balteata, 1959 nucleotides long. The record is from the annotation of a GenBank genome assembly. NCBI's taxonomy places the organism in Eukaryota, Metazoa, Arthropoda, Insecta, Coleoptera, Chrysomelidae.